Molecule: messenger RNA, 2068 nt
Organism: Bufo bufo (common toad)
Lineage: Eukaryota; Metazoa; Chordata; Amphibia; Anura; Bufonidae
Gene: LHFPL5
Product: LHFPL tetraspan subfamily member 5
Exons: 3
Coding region: 1-666 (221 amino acids)
Biological process (GO): sensory perception of sound; detection of mechanical stimulus involved in sensory perception
Cellular component (GO): plasma membrane
Source: RefSeq, a predicted model, not a curated record
AUGGUUCAGCUGCUGCCAGCAAAAGAAGCAGCAAAAAUAUACCAUACCAACUAUGUACGCAACGCACGUGCAGUCGGGGUGUUGUGGGCAGUGUUUACCAUAUGCUUCUCUAUCAUCAUGGUGGAAGUUUUCAUCCAACCUUACUGGAUUGGGGAUAGUUUAAACACCCCACAAGCAGGUUAUUUUGGUCUGUUCAGCUACUGCAUAGGAAAUGCACUGACAUCAGAAUUAAUCUGCAAAGGAAGUGCCUUGGACUUUGAAAGCAUACCUUCAGGAGCCUUCAAGACUGCCAUGUUUUUUGUUGGAGUCUCCAUGUUCCUGGUGGUGGGUUCCAUGCUGUGCUUCAGUCUUUUCUUUUUCUGCAAUUCGGCCACAGUGUACAAAAUCUGUGCGUGGAUGCAGUUGGCUUCAGGUGCAGGCUUGAUGAUUGGAUGCCUAAUUUACCCAGAUGGGUGGGACUCUGCAGAAGUGAAGCGUAUGUGUGGCGAUAAGACGGAUAAAUACACGCUGGGAGCCUGCACUGUGCGGUGGGCCUACAUCCUAGCUAUCAUAGCUAUAAUGGAUGCUGUCAUUCUUUCCUUCCUCGCCUUUACACUUGGAAACAGGCAGGAUAAUUUGCUGCCUGAGGAUUUCAAGAUCCAGAGCAAAGAAGAUGAGAGUGGUUGAGUGGAUCUUCUUUCCACUGCAAGAAUAUGAAUACUUAUUUCAACUUUCCUAUGUAGGAUGAUAAUACUGAUAACCAAGACAGAAAUUCCCAACAAACAUCUCUGUCCGGCAGUGAAUGGAAUCUGUUCAAGGGAGAUGAUUAAUAAAAAUUGUAUAUUACUGUACACAUGCAGUUUACAUAGUAAUAUAGUUAUAUAACUGAUCGACAAUACUCAAUAAUCAGUAGUAUCGACUAAGGCGACAUUCACAUGUGCAAUAGCCUGCCGGAGUGGAUUGAUAUUUUUGUCCAGCCAAAACAAACCACUCAUGCCAUCAUGUAGCCAGAUUCCAAUAUUAGUGUAUGGUGUCCGGCGGUGAACGGCAACAACGGAGCCGGUGAACUCCAGCAGACUGUUCUCUACUACAACAGCAUACUAGAUCAGGCUACCACAUGUGAACGUAUUUAAAAUGUUGUCUUACAAAGUGUUAUUGAAUGCUUCACUUAGGGUAUGGCUGGAUGGCGCCAUGUUUCGUGCAACAUUUCAUGUAAUGUAUUUUAAUGGCAGUAUGCCGCAAAAAAGCCAUCCAAGUCGAAUUUUUUUAUUUAUUUUUUUGCGAAUGUCAGUCGCAGCUUGUUGCAUUAUAUGAAAUGUCGCCAUGUAACCAUACCAUUUUCUGUUGCACGACACGUGUCACCGUUUAGCCGUAUCCUUAUAGCAUUGCGCUACUGCCCUAUAGAAGCCUACAGUAUUUGGCAGUAUGUGCCUGGAGAUUUUAUUUUUUUCAUUUCCAGAUGUACAAUGCCAACUGUAUAGCCAAACAUGGUGGAUAUAGGGGCUAACAUAUGUAGACCCACUAAUGGAUUAUUUCUUUACACGAACAGUACAAACCAGCAAAAUUAUAAGGAAUACAAAUAUAAAGUACAUGGUAAUACAUGACCAGAAUUCUGUUUUACUUUCUAUACUUUAUUUGAUGGGUCUCCUGUUUUAAGAUCACUAAAAAAAUUCAGUUUCCAUGAAGAUUUUAUUUGGUCUUUUGUCUUCACUGGCAGGAAAUCAGUCAGGUAUAACUACAACGGAGAAUGGGUUAAUAAAUAAGAGUGACAGAAAGUCUUGAAAAAAAGAAUGGGAUGCCUUGAUCAGAAUUUGAUCAACCAACUGGUCCUGUAUAGUGGACACACAAUUGCUAAGCUGCUCAUAUAUACGAGAGAUAAAAGUCAGCUGAUAUGGGCCAAAAUGUGAUCCAUCCUGUUGGGAAAUUUAGGCUGUGGCCAAUCCUCUGCCAUUCCAGUGUGUUUUCCUCCUCUUCUAAACUGGCUACCUGAUCUUUCGGUUUACUCUGUGUUGUUGGUUGGAUUGUUCAUACCAGUGAUCCCACCAGCAACACAGGGUUACAGACAGUGAAUGUGGAUCCACUGUGCCCA